Molecule: messenger RNA, 3231 nt
Organism: Seriola dumerili (greater amberjack)
Lineage: Eukaryota; Metazoa; Chordata; Actinopteri; Carangiformes; Carangidae
Product: storkhead-box protein 2-like
Exons: 4
Coding region: 1-3111 (1036 amino acids)
Biological process (GO): positive regulation of transcription by RNA polymerase II
Cellular component (GO): nucleus; cytoplasm
Molecular function (GO): DNA-binding transcription activator activity, RNA polymerase II-specific; RNA polymerase II transcription regulatory region sequence-specific DNA binding
Source: RefSeq, a predicted model, not a curated record
AUGGAGUCUUUCCUGCAGAUAGCUCCCCACUCCCUGGCUAUAGUGCUGUCCAGGGUCGGGGCUGGGGAGGCGGUGGGGGCGGCCGGGGUGUCAGAGAGCGACGAGCUGCCAAGGCACCACACCGGCUAUGAGAUUUUUGCUGAUUUCAAAGCAGAAAAUACCCAGCAGCAUGUGUGGAACCAGCGGAUUACCGAAGCUGUGUCAGAGACCUUCUUCCUGGGCUGGAUAGACGAGCAUGUGCUGCUGAUCCAGGGGAAGGAGGACCACCUGGAGGUGCUGAGGGAGGGAUGGAUGCGAAGGUCCCUCAAUCCGCCCCGGGGAUUCACCAUCAAAUACCUGGGUGAUGUGUCACCCAUCAGUAUGUCCCCCAUCAGCCAAUCGCAGUUCAUCCCUUUGGGAGAGGUAUUGCUAUUGGCUAUCUCUGCUAUGAACUCCGCCCAUAAGCCUGUCACUCAGGAGGCCCUAACUGAACACCUGCAGACAUGUUUUCCAGGUGUUCCCACACCAACGGAGGAGGUUCUGCACCACACGCUAAGCAUGCUGGUCCGUGAGCGGAAGAUCUACCCAACACCUGAGGGAUAUUUUAUCGUAACGCCUCAGACUUACUUUAUCACUCCGAGCCUAAUCCGAACCAGCUCCAAGUGGUACCACUUAGACGAGCGAUCCGUCGAGCGACACCAGCAGCAGCAGCAUCAGAACCAACAGCAGCAUCAGCAGACGCAGUGCACCUCCCCGCUCUCCGGCACCAUCACCCCGUCCACCUCCGGAGGCGUGCGAGACCGAACACACCAAAAGUCCAGCCAAAACCACAGUGGGGGAGGCGGAGGAGGUGGGGAUUCUUUUUACAACAACGCUUACCGUGGAGACGACCCCCCAAGUCACCACACCACCCUGCAGCGCCGUUCCCCCAAAGACCACCGAGAGGCGUACUCGUCCCCACAUUCCCCACAAACACCUCCUCAGCAAACAGGAGGCACCACAGAGAAGAGCCGCAGCACCCUCGGGUUCCCCUUCAAGACGGACACGCUCACCAAGCACCGAGGAGGGGGAGGUGGCGGGGGAGGAGGGGGAAGUGGGGGAGGAACUGCAGAGAUAGAGAAACAAGCCAGUGGAGGAAGUGGUACAGGAAGUCGAAAGUUUGGUUUGAAGCUGUUCCGCCUGAGUUUUAAGAAGGACAAGGCCAAGCAGCUGGCCACCUUCUCUGCACAGUUCCCGCCUGAGGAGUGGCCUCUGCGCGACGAGGAGGCGCCGAGCCAGCUGCCACGCCACGUAGAGAUGGAGAUCAUCCGCAGGAUCAACCCCGACCUUACUGUAGAGAACCUCGCCCGGCACACGGCAGUCAUGAAGCGUCUCGAAGAGGAGCGUGCUCAGAGGAGCAAAGCAUCAUCAGCCAAUCAGAGCUCUAGGAGUAGGAGAAGCGGGGGAAGACACAGGAAGCAAUCGCAGACCAAACUCAGCCGUUCACAUAGCAAGACGAGGGCGUCCCGUGGUGAGCCGAGUGACGGCUCCCACCUGGAGCUGGCCGACAGGGACUAUAGAGCCUACUCGUCCUCGCUGGCUCGGUCGCCAAGGGAACACGCCCUGGCCAUGGAGCGGCAGCGGGCCCGGCUUCACCUGGCGCACAGCAACCCCAACAUCCUUGAUUCCUCCCACCUGCCUGUCACACCAGAGUGGGAUGUGUCUGGAGAGCUCGCCAAGCGACGCACAGAAAUGCCUUUCCCUGAGCCAAGCCAUGGCCCAUCAGCCCACCACUCCAAAGUCCACCGCUCGCACUCCCACACCCAGGAGAGGAAGUCCAGGAACGAACGCAGCGACAAGGCCAAGGAACGUUCCAGAUCCAUGGACAAUUCUAAAGGACCGCUCGGAGCCGGGUUGAUUGGACCCCCCGAUUACUAUGACGACCGGAGCCGUUACUACACUGACGAUGGCACCCUGCGAGCCAAUCAGAGCUCUUCUCACUAUUCUCGUGCCACGCCCCCCUCGGCUAAACUGCCUGGGGAUUCUCUGGGGUUGGAUGGCGGCAGGAGCUUAGAAAAGAGUAAGAGCAGGGACAGCCUUCCUGCGUACUCACCCAAACCACUGCCCACCUCUGUACCUCCUGAUGAUUACUUCCAGUGCUCUGGUUCCUCUGAGGCUGUUCUCACAGCAGCAAACCCGCUGGGAACUCUGGGUAAAAGUAGCCAUGAUGGAUUAAAAGUAGGCAACACUGACAGGCAAACAGACAGACAGACACCCCACCCCCAAGAAAAUAAGGAGGACUUAAAGGUGGGACCUAAGGGUGGCAGCCUGCCUCCUAUACCUCUCUCUAUCCCCGACCCCCCCCUCCCUAAUGGACGACCUCCCCACAGUGCCUCCUCUGGGCAGGAGAAACGUAAGGAGAUCUUUAGCAAAGACACACUCUUCAAACCUCCUCCGAGCCUCCCUCUGCCCGGCUACAGCUCCCUGAGAAAACCGCCCGCCCUUGCCUCCUCUACUCUGUCCUCGUCUUGCGAUGCACUUGAUUCCCAGGAGGCCUUUGAUGCUCCCAAACCUCUGGUGGCCACACCAUCUGCCCCCCCACAGGGGACCGAACCCACUACCAGUGCUGCAGAGGCCUCCUUCGACUAUUACAACGUCUCAGAUGACGAUGAACUUGAUGAGGGAGGGACUAAAAGUCGAGGGGAGAAUGAGAAGGCCGGAGGAGGCGUGGUUGGGAUUGGAGGGGGUGGAGCAGGCACCAUGCAGUGGCUGCUGGAGAGAGAGAAGGAGAGGGACCUACAGAGGAGGUUUGAAAGAACCCUCACCUUCCCUGGUGCUAAAGAGAACCUUCCCGAGUCCAGUCAGAACCAGCAGUCAGCCCACUCUGCUAGACUGGACAGUAUGGACUCCAGCUCCGUCACUGUUGACAGUGGAUUCAACUCUCCACGAACACGGGAGAGUCUAGCGUCUAACACCUCUUCCAUAGUGGAGAGUAACCGUAGGCAGAACCUGGCACUGAGCCCCGGCCACCUCGGCAUCACUACUGGCAACGGCCCCCCCUUCUCCUUCCGUACAAUCCCGGAACCUGCUGGCACCCAACCAGAGAAACUCCAGAAGCCCAGCGCCUGCCUUGCGUCAAUCACCAGCGUCUAGGGGCGGAACUAAGGGUUGGGCGGGAUGCUGAGAGCCAAUGGACAGGGGCCAGAAAAUAAAAGUUCCACCCACAAGGACUGUUACACCUUUAGACUGACAGACUGACUGAACCAGUGGAGC